Molecule: messenger RNA, 1642 nt
Organism: Sinocyclocheilus grahami
Lineage: Eukaryota; Metazoa; Chordata; Actinopteri; Cypriniformes; Cyprinidae
Product: RAD51-associated protein 1-like
Exons: 10
Coding region: 397-1416 (339 amino acids)
Biological process (GO): double-strand break repair via homologous recombination; interstrand cross-link repair
Molecular function (GO): double-stranded DNA binding; single-stranded DNA binding
Source: RefSeq, a predicted model, not a curated record
AGAAGUUUCGUCGAAGUUUAACACGCAUAUAGUAAUUAGAGAAAUAUUACUAUAUGUGAUCAAUUACCUAGUGUAAAACUGGAGUCACAACGAUAGAAAAGAUUGUAUUGAAUUGCAAAUUGGUGUAUUCAGAUAGAUUUCCGUCGUUUGUUUUCAGGCGGGUUGCGUGAGUGAGAAUCACCUCGCACCAAAACAACAUGCAUAUAAAACUUAGGACACAACGACAGACUUUCUAAUUGACCAUUAUGUUUUUAAACAUACAGUUAUCUUGAUUGCGGGUUGUUUUGCAGCAUAACGUUCAGUAGCUACAAAACGUUAAAACAGCGGUGGUGUCAGUGUUUGAAUAUAUUCACGGGGCAUAACGUGACAUUUUAGUUUCACUUUUUGAUCUAAAGAAUGGACCGACCAUCCAGGAAUAAGAACGCUGUCAACUACACAGACUUCCAAGACGAUGAUGAUGAGGAUUUUGCCUGUGUAAAACCUCCUCCCAAAAAAGCUCGAACGGCCAUAAAAGACCCUGAUUCUGAGAGAAACCUCAAAACUACAAGUGCCUCUCCAAAGGAAGUUGUUGAUCUCACCAGCUCAGGAAGCAGGAAGAGGGCGUCUCUGGAGAACACACUUUAUGAAAGCGAUUUGGAGACCGCUCUAUCAUUAUCAUUGCUGGACUCUUCAAGAACACAAGAUGGAGAGCCUACAACCAAAACAGAUGAACAUGACCGUUCUCAGCCUCCUCAGUGUUCACCACCUAUUCUAGUACACUGCAGCGCUGAGGGCAGCCGUUUAGUCAGCGAAGAUCAGCCUCGUCCAGAUUCUCCUCCUGUGCUGUCCAGUUGUAGCAUUGAUGGCAGAAGUUUAGGGCUGAAUCUGAUCAGCAUAGAUGCCUCCCCUACCAGUGUUUCUAAACAGAAGGAAACCUCAGAGGAGCAGAGAAAACCACUGAAGGACAACAGAGACGAUGAGGACUACCAGCCUCAGAACACAGCAGAUUCAGAAAGUGAUGCAGACUUUACGGAAGAAGAUGAGAGCGAAGACGAGACAUUCACUGUGAAAAAGAAACAGAAGACAGAAAAAAAGGCCCCACCAGCUGCAAAGAACAAGACAGAAAAGAAAGACAAAAAGCCAACGAAAGCCUCAAAAGCCAAAGGCUCAGCUCCCAGCCCAGCGAUCUGUCGGAGUCCUGCUGCUCCUGUGUCUGGACUGAAGAAGACGCCCACUACUCCGCUUUUCUCUAAACCUGCAGUCUGCUCCAGUCCUGCAGGAGCCAGACUGCCUAAGUGGAAUCCCCCUGGUCUGCUUGGCCGGAGUCUUGGUGCGUCUCAGAAUGCACAUGUGAAGUCUCCAGGACAGGGGUUGCGUUUAGGACUUUCCCGUAUGGUUCGAGUCAAACCCCUUCACCCUAAUGCUGCUGCGAACUAAACAGACUUGUUUUAAAUUCGAAAGCUUUACAAUGACUUUCUGGGAACUCGUAGUGCAUGGGGCAGGAAAAAAAUGGUAAGAAGGAAUGGAUAUUUUUUUACUGAAAUUUGUCCAGAAUUUAAGACCUUUCAUCCCUCGCUUACAAUAAUAUGUAGUAAUAUGUUUUUUGUUGUGCUUUAAAUAUUUUUAAUGUCUUUUUAUGGUGUGGUUUAGCUUUGUAAAUAUG